AUGGCCGCGCCCACGUACAACAACAAAGCUGGAAAGCUCAUCUGUUUUUACAUCAAUUUACUCUUAAUUACUCUUAUUUUACUUUGUAAAGGCAUUUCAUGUAAUUCAUCACUUUCUGAACAUUUUGAUGUAAAACCUGGAGGACAAGUGUGGACUGUAGUAAAGGAAUUGGGAAGCUUCAAGUGCACGUUUGAGUAUGCAGCUCAGGGAGGUACAAAUGAGAAAUGGUUGUUUGAGCUAACAAAGGCAGACUCAACAUUUGUCUGUGAUAUCCAGCGUCCAUCUGGUGUAUCGUAUCUCUUUUUCCAAUCCUUCAAAGUUUCUGUCGACCUCAAAGGAUCCCAGUUACAAGAAGCGGAACUUUUUAUGGAUACAGACAAUCAUCUAAAGCAGGAAGAAUUCAUUGUAAACAAAGGCAAGAAAGAAGUCACCCACAACGAAGGUAAAUUCAAUUCUAAGCUUUCACGGGUGCUUUUAAUCGCUGACGUAGACAACCCAAGGACAGAUCUCUGAAGACCGAGAGAGAGUAUAUGGAAAGAUGGAGAGAGAUAGAAAAUGAUGGUCUAGACCGGGUGAGGAAACAAGCGAUGUUCAAAAAUUAAAAGCCUUGAGUUUAUUUCAGUUAUCUGCCUUAGUUGCUCCAAGUCAACGAUCAUUUGCUUCACUUGGAAAGCGGACAUCUUUGGGGAAACGUUCAUCGACCGAGUAACUUACGUGUUAAGGUGUCACACUUAAAUGAACAAGUCUUAACUAGCUUAUCAAACAUUCCAUAUGUAUACAGUUGAAACUGGGUUAGUGUGGGGGAGGGGGGUCCUCAAAUCAAAUUUACAUAAGAAAUCUUAAUUUUGUGUUAAAUUGUUUGAUAAAAUAAAACAAACUUAAACAGUAGGCCUACUUUCUUUUAUGAAAUAGAGGUUAGGGGUCAAUGAGAUUAAUCUUGAUAACAAUGAAUUGUCAAAUAUUGCAGUCAUAUUUUAGUCAACUCCCGUUAAAAUUUACACAACACUCUAGUGAACAUCCCCCAAAAAAAUAAUAAUUUGGAAUCUGGAAGAUUAUUUCAUAAUUUCCCUGAACAAAAAUGUAUAAUUAAAAAAAUGUUAUAAUGAUUAUGGUGCCUUUUAGAACGAUUGAAAUUGAAAUGAGUUCAUUUGGUAUUACGGGUUGAAAUGCUGCUUUAUUAUUACAACAAUGUUGCCAGGCAACAGAAUAAACUACCAAGGAGUUGUUAUAGGUUAACAGAUUAGUUUAACUCUGCGUUGGGCUUAGAGCCAGGCCUACUGUACAAAAAAAAUGCAUUAUUGAAAGUCAUUGAAACUAUUCUUUCUUUUAUUCUACCAAUAGGCCUAUCUCAUCAAAUGUUUUAUGGUCUGGCUUAACAUGAAAUUUUGUAGAAUGUAUUAAAGGCAGUAGACACUAUUGGUAAUUACUCAAAAUAAUUAUUGGCAUA
Asterias rubens (European starfish) is the source of this 1447-nucleotide messenger RNA. Its product is annotated as myeloid-derived growth factor-like. Lineage: Eukaryota; Metazoa; Echinodermata; Asteroidea; Forcipulatida; Asteriidae. Gene Ontology annotation, biological process: positive regulation of endothelial cell proliferation; positive regulation of angiogenesis. The record is from RefSeq and is a predicted model, not a curated record. Bases 1 to 513 code for a protein of 170 amino acids. The transcript has 5 exons.